CCAGGAACAUGACCUCAGCCUAUGUUUUUCUACAUUGCUCAUUACUCUUCACUCCUCAUCCAUUCAAAAACACCAUGCCAGAAUCAACCGCUCUCUACCCAAAGCUUGAAUGCUACGACCAUGGAUUCCUCAAGGUCUCUGACGUCCACAGCCUCUACUACGAGCAAUCCGGCAACCCCCAGGGCAAGCCUGUCAUCUACCUUCACGGUGGUCCCGGUGGCGGUGUCUCUGCCCACGACCGCCGCUACUUUGACCCUGAGGUCUACAGAAUCAUUCUCCUGGACCAGCGGGGAGCCGGCAAGUCGACCCCCACGGCCUCGCUCGAGGACAACACCACCUGGUCCCUGGUUGCCGAUAUCGAAGAGCUGAGAGAGCACUUGAAGAUCGAAAAGUGGGUCGUCUUUGGAGGCUCUUGGGGCAGCACCCUCAGCUUGGUGUACGCUCAGGAGCAUCCCGAUCGCGUCAAGGCCCUGAUCCUCCGUGGUAUCUUCAUGUUGCGCCAAUCUGAGCUGCGAUGGUUUUACGAACACGGUGGUGCCUCCAACAUCUUUCCCGAUGCAUGGGAUGAGUACGUCAAGCCCAUCCCAGAGUCAGAACGCGACAACAUGAUCGCCGCUUACCACAAGCGCCUCACCGGCUCUGAUGAAGAAGAACGCAUCCAGUGCGCCAAGGCCUGGUCCACUUGGGAGUGCACCACCUCCAAGCUUUAUGUCGACCCUGUCGAGGUCGCCAAGGCCGCCGAGGACAUCUGGGCCCUGGCCUUUGCUCGCAUCGAGUGUCAUUACUUCUUCAACAAGGGCUUCUUCAAGACCGACGCUCACAUCUUGGAGAACGUCCACAAGAUCCGUCAUAUCCCCGCCACCAUUGUCCAAGGCCGUUACGACGUCGUCUGCCCGGCCACCUCUGCAUGGGACCUGCAUAAGGUCUGGCCAGAAGCCCAGUUCGAGUUCAUGGCCGAUGCCGGACACAGUGCUAAGGAGCUCGCUACUACUGCAAGACUCGUCAAGGCUGCGGAUGAGUACAGGACCCUAUAGAUAAAUAGAUAUCACACAUACUACAGGGAUGCCCCGAAAAAAAUACAGUUUAUUCAUAACCAUCCCAUGCAAACCUGAA
This is a messenger RNA of Gamsiella multidivaricata, 1113 nucleotides long. RefSeq names its product Alpha/Beta hydrolase protein. Gene Ontology annotation, biological process: proteolysis. The transcript is spliced from 3 exons. Lineage: Eukaryota; Fungi; Mortierellomycota; Mortierellomycetes; Mortierellales; Mortierellaceae. The record is from RefSeq and is a predicted model, not a curated record. Gene Ontology annotation, cellular component: cytoplasm. Bases 9 to 1034 code for a protein of 341 amino acids. Gene Ontology annotation, molecular function: aminopeptidase activity.